This is a messenger RNA of Paramecium octaurelia, 989 nucleotides long. The record is from the annotation of a GenBank genome assembly. NCBI's taxonomy places the organism in Eukaryota, Ciliophora, Oligohymenophorea, Peniculida, Parameciidae.
AAAAUAAUAGAAGAAUUUCUUAUCAUAAAAAAGAAGGGUAGAUGAAAAAGACAACAGCCUUGACAUAUUUUUCUAUAAUAGCAUUUUCACUCACAGCUUUUGUUUUCCUAAUAAAGGGCAGCAUUGAUAGUUACGAUUAAUCCAAUCUUUCAAAGAGUGAAUGUCCUCAAAAUUAUACUGAUCUUAAAGGAACUCACAAACUCUUAGCGAGAAUAAAUAGAGACAACACAAAGAAUCCCCAAUAUACAUAGGUAAUUUAAAUUUAGAUAUUAAGGGAUUAUUGUUUGUAAAUUAGACAACUCUUCUUGAAUCCUCAGGAUAAUAUGGAAAAAGUUCAAUUCAUUAUUUGAAUUUGGAUGAUAUCAAUAACUUAAUCUUUAAUUAUGAAUUGCCAUCUAAUUAAUUUGGAGAAGGAUGCGAUAUAAUAAAUAACAAAGUUUAUCAAUUAACUUGGUUAGAAAGAAAAAUGUAAUAAUAAUUAAAUAAUUUCAAGAAAUGUAUUCAAUGCAGAUGAUUUAAGUUUUAUAAAUGAGAUGAAAUUAGAUGAUAAAGUGGAGGCAGGAUGGGGAUUAACUCAUAGAGUAUUUAACGGAGAAAUUUAAGUCUUGAUAACAGAUGGUUCUAAUAAAGUGCAUAUUGCAGAUGAAAAUUUUAAUGUUAAACAAUCUAUUUCUAUUUUUGAUGAUAAAAAGAAGCCAGUCACUAACUUAAAUGAACUGGAAUAUGUUAAUGGAACCUUAUUUGCCAAUAUCUAUUUAACAUCGAAAAUUGUUGCCAUAGAUUUAGAAAAUAAGAAAGUCAUUGCAACAUAUGAUUUCCAAGGAUUGGUUAAAGAUGCUAAUAGGAAAAAAAGAGAUGAAUGUUUGAAUGGCAUAGCAUACAAUGAAUAUACUGAUUCAUUUUGGAUAACUGGAAAAAAUUGGGGAUUUAUUUAAGAGGUUAAAUUACAAUGAACUUUAUAUUUUACAUAUGUAGAUUUAAAUAUGCAC